Cyprinodon variegatus (sheepshead minnow) is the source of this 2660-nucleotide messenger RNA. RefSeq names its product F-box protein 21 (gene fbxo21). NCBI's taxonomy places the organism in Eukaryota, Metazoa, Chordata, Actinopteri, Cyprinodontiformes, Cyprinodontidae. Gene Ontology annotation, molecular function: protein binding; DNA binding. The record is from RefSeq and is a predicted model, not a curated record. Bases 24 to 1937 code for a protein of 637 amino acids. The transcript has 12 exons.
GGUAAUUGGGGUAAACAGAAAAAAUGGCGACGUCUGUAGCCAGAGCGGAGCAGCAGAGUCUGAACGGAAUUAUUUACGAGCCCCAAAGCAAAAAAAUGACAGACUUACCGACUGAGCUGCUUGAGUAUAUCCUGUGCUUCCCAGUCCUCAAACAUGUCGACGUUUGUAACGUUUCCUGCUGCUGCAAACGGCUGCACGACGUCUGCCAUGGAAGGGGGAAGGUCUGGGAACACCAGUACAAAAUCAGAUGGCCUAGACUGCAGAGGUUUUAUCGUCAAAAUGAGAGCUGUGACUGGCUUAGGGAGUACAUAACACGGCAUAGAGUUGGUAUUCAGAUACGAAGAACAGUGGAAUCCAUCUCAAAACGAUUCUUUACAGAAGUUCCCUGCGUUGGCCAGGUGCUGGGAGACAGCUUUGCUGAGAUUGAGGCUCUCGGAAUGCCGGAGCACUUCUGUGAAGACGAGCUCCUCUUUAUACUCAACUCAGACAAGAGGAAAAGCUUGACCUUGAAGUACUAUGCAAAGAAAAUCCUUUACUUCCUGAGGCAGCAGAACAUUCUGAGGAGUCUGAAGACCUUCCUGGAAAAGCCUGCAGAGCAGCAGUCAGCUUUAGAAGGUGCUGUGCUGGUGGAUCAGUAUUGUAACCCUCUGGCUGAAGUCACACUGGAAUCCAUUUCAGAGCAAGUAGAUGGUUUGGUGGAAAAAGUCAAGAAAAUGCUGAGAAUCAAGAACUCGUCUCAUCCCAGCCUUCGUGUCACUAACGGCGACUGUGUGAUUGAGGACUUUGAGCUCCAGAGGCAAGUGAUGUCGGCCCUGAACGCCGUUUUGUACGAGCAGCUUCAGUAUAAAGGCAAUGAGGGGGACUACUACAACCCACUAAACUCUUACAUCCAUCAGGUGCUACUUCGGAGGACGGGUAUUCCCAUAAGCCUCUCUGUCCUUUACAUGACACUGGCCCGGAAGCUGGGCGUUCGACUGGAGCCGGUCAACUUCCCCAACCACUUCCUGUUGCGCUGGUGCCAGAGACCAAGAGGGAGCGACGACAUCUAUGACUUUGUCUACAUCGACGCCUUUGGGAAAGGCAAGCAGCUGACGGCGAAGGAAUGCGAGUACCUCAUUGGCCACCAGGUGACAGCGGACUACUACAGUGCCAUUAGCACCACAGAGGUGCUGCUCAGGAUGGUGGGGAACCUACUCAACAUCGGCAAAAGAGGGGAAGGUAAUGAGAAAUCGUACCAGCUGCUGAGGGACUCGCUGGAUCUCUACCUCACCAUCAGCCCAGAUAACGUUCAGUAUUUGCUGCUGCAGGCACGUCUUUACUUCCACCUGGGAAUCUGGCCCGAAAAGGUCUUAGACAUCCUGCAGCACAUUCAGGCUUUGGAUCCCUCCCAGCAUGGAGCGGUGGGUUACCUGGUGCAGCACACGCUGGAGCACAUCCAGCACAAGAAGCAUCCUGUAACUCCUGAGGUGAAGAGGCGCAGCGCUGCAGAACACCUGGAGGUCCACUAUUCAGUCGGCCUCAUCAUGAAACACAAGCGGUCGGGUUAUAACUGUGUGAUUUACGGCUGGGAUCCUAAAUGCACCAUGAGCCAGGAGUGGAUCACCACCAUGAGGGUCCACCAGCUGUCCAGUGGGGCUAAUCAACCUUUCUACAAUGUGCUGGUACAGGACGGGACGUGUCGCUACGCGGCUCAGGAGAACCUGGAGCCCCAUUCAGCCCCCCUGGAGAUUGGGCACCCAGAGGUGGGCCGUUACUUCUCAGAGUUUUCUGAAACCCACUAUGUUGCCAACGAAGAGCUGCAGACACGAUACCCAGAGGACAUGGAAGAAACUUUGAGCACGGUGCAGCAGCUCUAUCACAGAGCGACUCCUGCUUCUGGAGGCAGACAUGAGACUUCAGCCAUCGACCAAAUGAGCCGCCAGUCCAGGUCAAUGUAGCAAGUGGCCCUGCAGGCCAGGUGUAAAGAAAACAAAAAAGAUCACCCUUCCUCAAUUUACAAUCACUUUAGCUGUUCCUUUGUUGCACUAUAAGACUAGGGCAAGUGUUCCGGACUUGUUUACUUUUAUUUAGUUUUAUUUCUUUUUAAAUGAGAGAUGAUUGCUGUUUUUGCUUUGAGAUGCAUCCAAAUUCCACCACUUACCCAGAAAAAAAAAAGUCAAGAACCAAAUGCCGUUUCUAAAUGAUGUAAUCCAUACUCUUUUUUUAUCCAGUCAAAAAGCUAAGUUUAAAUGCAAAAAAAAAAAAUGUAAAAAUACAACCCAAAAUACUACAGAGUAGAAGAAACAAGUGAGCAGUGAGGUGAACAGGUGAAUUCAGGAUUUGUUUCCAGGUGCUGUAAAUCUCUCCUGCCUGAAAUCAUGGAAUGCUUCUGAUCCCACAUUUCCCUGCAUCCAGCACCAGUCUGCAGAUUAUCCACCCAGUGCCACCUGAGAGAACAAAGACAGUAUCAAGAUCCAGUUUUAACUCUCCAUGUUUAACACCACAAACUAAUGAAAGAUGGACUUUCACAUUCCUACAUUUACCUUUUAUUCUGUAUAUUUACAAAUGAAAUAUGUGCGAUGCCAAGACUCAGGAUGUCUGUCAUGGAAUGAUGAGACAGCAGCAACUUGAACUGGAAAAAGAGUCUAAACUUGGUUGAAACCUUAAAAAAAAUAAAGUGU